Molecule: messenger RNA, 7069 nt
Organism: Thunnus maccoyii (southern bluefin tuna)
Lineage: Eukaryota; Metazoa; Chordata; Actinopteri; Scombriformes; Scombridae
Gene: atxn1l
Product: ataxin 1-like
Exons: 4
Coding region: 307-2838 (843 amino acids)
Biological process (GO): anatomical structure development; regulation of DNA-templated transcription
Cellular component (GO): nucleus
Molecular function (GO): RNA binding; protein binding
Source: RefSeq, a predicted model, not a curated record
UGCUGGCCUUCGGAAUGGGCUCGACUCCUGAGCCUUGAUUUCUCCACUUGUCCCCCAGCAUAUCAACUUUUUAUUUAUUUUUAUAAAGCAAAGCCUCUUCGCGAUGACAUUUGGAGGUACGUCUACAGAUCGAGACACCGCAGAGGCAUCCGUUGCAGACAUUUCACGCGUUGCCAUGGUAGAUGUGAAUUGGCAGAUGAAGUCAGCCAGGUGAUUUCAGAACUGUUUCCUGUGCGGGCGGACUGGCUUGCAAGUUUCAGUUCCUGUGCAGUGCAGUAAAGCUACUCACUUGGUCAGAGGAUCGCAAUGAAACCAGCUCAGGAGCGCAACCAGGAGUGCCUACCUCCUAAGAAGAGGGAUCUCCCAGUUAGUAACAGUAGUGGAACUGGAGGGACAGGGGGAGGUGGGGCUUCAGGAGGAGCAGGAGCAGGAGUAGGAGGAGGAGGAGGUGAAGAUGAAGUGGUUUCCAUCCAGAACUCUGUGGCUAACAGUGACUCUCAGGGAGGGACCCCUGGAUCUGGAGAGUGGCUGCGAGCUCAGCCAGGGCUUCAUUAUGGAGUGGAUAGUUCUGAUGGCAUACCAGCAGUGCCAGUUGACCAGUACAGUAUGCUUUAUAAAGUAGCUCUUCCAUCUGUUACCUACUCACCUACCAGUCUUCACCCAGUGUUAAGCCACAUCUCUCCAGCCUACACUGUACACUCUCCUCUCUUGCAGCAUCCGGGUCUCCCUUACCCUCCUCUUGGUUAUGCCCAGAUCCCUCAUUCCUCUCUCCAGUUUGUUAGCUCCCCUUAUGCAGCAGUACCCUACGCUCUGCCCCCAGGGUUUGUCCCGGGCUCAUUAAUCUCUCCCUCAGGCACAAUCCCGCAGCCCCAUGCUGUGUCCCACCUCGUUCCCUAUCCAUCUGUCAUACAGGAAGGUGUUGUUUCCCCACCUCCCCCGGCCCAGGUAGCUGCUCAUACCUUUGCCAAAGUUGCAGCAUCUAGCGGUGUCCCGCUGAUGUUGCCUUCAGAGCAAGCUGCCCAGCAGCACCUUGGUACUGUAGGAGUUCUACCUGCAACAGAGCUCAGCUCUCGAGGGAUGCCAGUCUUCUACCAUCCUCAGGGCGCCAGGGCUGCCACUGCCACCAGAGACCCACAUAGUGCCCAGCAGGAGAAUGAACCAGAGAUGAAUGGAGGGGAUAAAGAGCAGGGGUCCAGGGAGGUUGUGCCAGAAUCGGCCUACACUUCCAGAAACGCACGGCUACAGCAGGUAGCACCCAGCUCUGCAGCACAGGAGCACAACCAGGACAGAAGCCUGCAGAGCCGCAGGUUGGAAGAGAGGAGCUCACCUGGCCAACGCAGCACUCCAGACAGCGACCUGGAAGUGCAGCAGGUGGUUGGUCGUUUGGCCUUCCCUGGCCAAGGCAGCAGUGGAGGGAGGAAGGAGGUCUCCUUUGCUCCCUUGAACCUCUCUCAGGGUGCUCAGAGAGCCAGAGAUGUCCAUGGAGAGAGCACAGGAGUAAUUUCUGGCCGCACUGCGUACGCAGCCCAACCUGUGAGUUACAGUGACCCCAGAGUGACGGGUCUCCAGCAGCAAACAGGGCAGCCAGGCCAUGCUGUCAUGCUAGCUAAUGGGCAACCAGUCCUUAUUCCCCUGGAGUAUCAUCCACAGCAUCAGCCUCAACCACCACAGCAACACUACCCAGGACAGGCUAAUGAUGCCUCAGCCAGCCAUGCCUCUACCACCAUGGCCUCCCCUAACCCCAGCUUUAAAGCCUCUGAUCCUUCAGCCAGAGUGUGCCUCUCUGAACGGGCUGUGGGCGAGCCGGCCACAGCUCAACAGCAGCAGCAGCAGCAGCAGCAGCAGCUCCCCCAGCAGCCGCCUGUUCAGCCUACAGCAGAUGUGACUCAGGCCUUAGCUUCAAGCCUCAUUCCUGCCUCGGCUCCCUGCAACCCGUCGCACUUCAUGAAGGGCGCCAUUAUUCAGUUGGCUACUGGGGAACUGAAGCGUGUGGAGGACCUGCAGACUCAGGACUUUGUGCGGAGCGCUGAGGUGAGUGGGGGGCUCAAAAUUGACUCCAGCAUGGUGGUGGACAUCCGUGCCAGCCAGCAGAGACCAGGUCUUGUGUCACUUCACUUUACUGUUGGGGAGCAGCAGAGCAAAGUGACCAUCGAUGUGCCCCCGGAGCACCCCUUUUUUGUGUUCGGCCAGGGCUGGUCAUCCUGCAGCCCGGAGCGCACAGCCCAGCUGUACGGCUUGGCCUGCCAUCAUCUGCAAGUAGGAGACGUGUGUGUAUCCAUCACCCUGCAGCAGCAGCUUCAGCCACAGCAGCAGAAACAACCGCAGCACCAUCAUUCACAGCAGCAACAGCAGAACCUGUCCAGGACUUUGAGCAAAACCAACGCUACAUCAGGACCUGGUCACCAGCUCAUGGGGCCACCUGCCCCUCAGCAGUCACGGCCACAGUCUCAUUUCAGGAUAGACCGCAUUCACAGAGAAAGACAGAGGGAGGGGGAUAAAGAUAUGGUCGAUAAGGAGGAAGCCACACACUUGGGGGUUGUUGGGCACACUGAGCCGCUCAUCAGGCCAAGUAGGACCUCAGCAGAGCAUCCCAGGAGUCAGAGCAGUUAUCACUUGCACACAGAGGGCUCUGCUUUUACAGGAGCAGGGAUGGGAGCAAUGCAGGCUGCACUAGGUGCUUCUCAGAGGCGUUGGUCCUCACCUGGCCUCCAAAGAUACAGUAUGAAGGGAGACGAAGGGCAACGCCCUCAGAUAAGCACCUCCGGCCACACAAGGCCCUCAUUCAUUCCCCAGGAGGUCAAACUGUCCAUUGAGGGGCGCUCUAAUGCAGGGAAGUAGCAUCACAUUUGGUAGCAACUACAGAAGAGACUGCCACGAGUAAAAAUGAGUCUGACAAGGAGAGAAAGAGGAAAAAAAGAGUGUGAAUGUAGCCUCAGAAUGUUUGAGAUUUUGCACACCUAACAAAAAAAAUACAAGAUCUUUGUCGUAUCUGGUGAGAAGUUCUGGUUCCGUUUCACUCAGCCAAAGGAUAAGAGCCUGUGGUAUCCCAGCCAGCAGAGGUCUGACAGGGACACGAGAAGCUGAGUAGAAAGUAUGUAGCUGAUGAAAUGCCUACCCUAGUCCUUACACACUGCAUUUCUCUUCCUCCCUCCCUCCUUUGUCACCACUUCCUCAUACCCACGCUUGGAGGUCACCAUCUCAUUUAGAAUACUCUUGCUUCCUUUUUGACCAACACGGACUACGAAAGAAUGUGUUUGUAGCGCGGUGAAGCUACCAACUCUGCAGGGUUUGAGUAUUGAAAAGAUUACAGCCAAUGAUCUUUUAUCUCCUCCAUUCCUAAGAUCCUGUUUCCUUCUAAAGCAUUUACCCAAAAAAGAGUGAGUUUGCUGACACCAGUGGCUCCUGCGGUGAUGUUGGCAGCGUUGACGCUAACUGUCAGUGUAUGUUACAUUAUGCCUCUACGGCAGGAGUCUAAAACCUCUGCUGUCAGCAGAGAUAUUCUCUCCCUUCCUUGCUUUUCAGGAGGCCGGUCUGCAAAGAGUUGGAUCCUCUCUCAGGCCAAGCGUGGCAUGUCCCACUUGUCUUACAAUCGAAAAUAGUGAUAAAUCAAUCAGUCUCUCUAUUCAGCAAUCGACUUUCACUCCAAAAAUAGUUUGAAUUCAUCAUUACACACCAUCACGCCCUCCGGUUUGGGCCGACGUAACUAACACGUGUGUGUCUUUGCAUAAACGCCACAAAUUGGAAUCACGCUUUGUUCUCUAUGAAUGUUAGAGAUAUCUUGCAUUCCAGUAUCAUCAGUGAGAAUAUCCAUCAGUUAGUGUUGAACUUCAUUCAAACUUCAUUUAGAGAAUCAUUUCCCAUCCUGAGCGACACCCUCCCUCCUCCUCCUCACUAUACCUCAAAGCUUUCCAGACCAGACCGGUGACUUUUAAUGCAAUUUUGAAAUGGUGUAAUUAAAGGAGGAGGCACUGGCUGGUCAUCACCAAAGCUACCUGUGGGAAUGAACAUCCUGUCACAUCACUGACUGCAGGACACUUUAGCGUAAACCCUGGACAGCGGGGUGGAAGGGCCUUCUUGUUUGAAAGAAAGCCUGUGUGCGAGUGAGUCAUCCACUAGGUGUUCUUUCUGUCCGCAACUUGAGUUACUGUUUGCUCAGUUACCAAAUUAAAGCAAUAGUUGUUUUCACAGCUCGCGGCUGUACUGCUCUCCAUAAGGAAUCUCUCUUUUAAUCUCUACAUUUGAGGUGUGAGAUCUCUUUUAACCCCGACUUUUAAAGGUGAUGCACUAUUUUGGUGUUCAUUUUCAUCGAUUCUUCAGUAGUUCUACACAAGCAAAGCACGCCUUUUGAUAAAUUUCUCAAAAACCAUUGUAGAUUAAACAGCUUCUCUUGUUUGAUUCUCCAUCUCACUGAUGAUAUUUUAUCUUGUAUGGAUUUACUCAAGUGCAUCUUUAAGAGAGGCUUGACUCUAAUUAAGUUGUGAACAUAGUUGUGAACAUUAUCUUCUGUAUUGUCUUUUUGUUUUGACGUAUUCCAGUACAGUACGGUCCUUCGCUGUCGUGCUAGGACAUACUUUAUCCAACGCAUCUUAUGAUUGUCUUGUGUUGCACAAAUGUCACUCAUUGAUUUCACACUGACCUUGUAAUAGGAAUCACAGUACAGUAGAUGUUUUUUUUUUUUGUUUUUUUUUAUGAAGGGAAUAUGUUUAAAGUGUUGUUGUUGGUGUUUUGUGGUGAGAUCGAAAAAAAAACUGACUUGCAUUUUUAACUCUGUUUACAAAUUAGCCAAGAUGAAUGCUGCAGUUUCCUCGUGGUGACAGAAUUUUUUUUUAUCCUCGUCACUGAAAAAAAAAAAAUUUUUCAAAAGGGUGAAAUUGAAAAUAAGUGCAAUUAGAUCACACAUGAAAUCAUUCAGAGGUUUCUAAUCAGACUGCAUACCACGCACAGACAUUCCCAUUGAAAAGCGUGACUCACACAGUACCAGUUUGUGUUUCCUCACCUCUGACAAAACAUUUGAUCACCUUUAGAAUAGUUCAUACUUUUUUUUUUCAUAUCUCCUUUCAUGUACGUGCUCAGGCACAAAUCUAAGGAUUUGUUAGUUACAUUGUUGUCAGUUUUGUGUCCGACUAAUGUGCCGGUGUCAGUACUUGUAGACUUUUGAGCUAGCUUGUCUAUUAGCCCCCCAGACACUGUUAGAAAUGAUGUCUUCUGACCAGCAAGGGUCCCACUUCCAGUGCUACACAGAAGCAAAGGUAUUAGAUUUAUUUCAUACACACCCGCUUCCCUGCCCCCCACCCUCGAGUAAAGCCCCUGCCUCCUUGUGGUCCUUCGAGUACAUAACCUUAUGCUCUGUCCUCAGGUUGAGGGGCAUGAGAGAAAUAUCCCACAGGAUUGACCCGAGGACUGAACAGGGCCUAGUAGACUCAUCCACUGGUACUGUCAUUAUGAGAUUGCCAUUCAGAAAAUAGUUUUACUACCAUUUCAGAACACACAUCACACACUCACCACGUUGUGUUUUUUUCAUGCUGUAAGCAAUAUACAUAAUACCUGAAAACAUUUCACAUAGUCUUGGCGUUUUCUAUGCAGUAAACUCAGUAUUGUAAAUGUCAUUGUCUUAAGUACACCUGUCUGAAGCAGCAGGGCAGGUUGGCUGAUGCAGUCUUUUUACGCUGAUGUCUGGUUAUUGGAUUUAUGCUUUAUUCUUCUAGUGAUACAAACCAGUAUUUUGCUUUGCUACUUUUUUUUUUUUUUUUUUGCUCAGUGGUUCCCAUCUUCCCACCCGUAAGUCACAGUAAACUCUUAUUGUCUUCUUACGAUGCCACACAGCUGGAGCCGUACCACUCAAAAUGAGUGUCGCUCACUUUCCGUGUGUUAAUCCAGCAUUGUUUUUGGCACAAUUGCCACUCAAACGCUGUGUUUUAGGUCAACAUGCAUUUGGCGGGUUUUGAACAGUGCAGGCAGUGCCACCUGUGACUUUACCUCCAGUUAAUUCUCGCAACAAAGGCCAUCCUGUGCUACCACGAGCCUUCAAGCAGGAGAGCUCCACUCGUACCAAGAUGUCCGACGGAUUUUACUCACAUCACUUGAUAGUCUGUUGCUGUAAUUGCACUAAAUGCCCUUCUUUACAGUGUUUAAAACUGUUGGUAAACUGAAGAGUUUCAAAAAUGUAAAGCACACAAAAUCAUGGAGAAAUCACAAGUUGUGUGUUUCUGUAGAUAGAUGUUUUUGGGUUUUUUUGUACAGAUAGCUUUGAUAAUGCUUGUCGAUAAUGCCUUAAAUUCUGCUUUGUACAAUGUGUGUUGACAUAAUGGAAUAAUGCUUCUGGUAGACUUGGUGUUCCCUUUUCAGGCUGUGCAAGAGCAAAUCACAAAUGUCCAGCCUUGACACUCUUGUCAUGCUUACAAGCUGAAAUGAAUAUUUAGAUGUCCCAAAGGGUGACAAUGAAUUCCCUUUUGGCCCCAAACGGUUCAACCAUGAAAUGUGCAACUUUAAUUGUGUGUGUGUGUGUGUUUAGUUUUUGUUUUUCUCACAAUCUAUUCCGUUACAGUUCUCAAUGCACUCUUUACUUAACAUUUAAUUCCUGUUUUUUCCCAUGUGUGGACGUGAAGUAAAUGGAAGCACUUCUUACAAGACAAUGCCAAGAGCAUCAGCAACAGAAGGCAAUCCAUCAACUCUUACACACACACACACACACGCAGACAGACACACGCAUCUGUUGUUAUUUUUAUUGUUGUUGCACAGGAUGCAUACUUUUUUUUUCAUCCAUAGAAUAAAUGGAUUGUGUUUGGUGUAUUGUGCUUUGUACCCACAGUCUCUGGCCAACAGAAGGUGGGUUUGAGUGUAUGGAGACAGACAGGCUGCGUAAAUCUGAUAGCUUUCCAUUGGUGGUAAUGUGACGGUUUAUUUGUUUUGUGACGUUGGCAGUGCAGAUUUUUUUUUUUUUUCUCCCUGUGUGAUCUACUUCCUAUUGUUUGAUCCAGUAUUGAACUGCAAAGGUGAAUUUAAGACUGUUUUUGGUAUUGCUGAUGUCGAAUUAAAUCAGGAGAAAUACAGAACGGUUUAAAGUUUUAAA